AUGUCCACUCCAGCCCCCACCAUCCUUCUUAUCGGCGCCUCACGUGGCCUUGGCCACGCCAUGGCGGCAGAAUUCCUAGAAAAGGGAUGGAACGUUGUCGGGACAGUCCGCGGUGGAUCGCGAACAUUACUCCACGAGCUAGCAGACAAAUACAACGGCCGGGUUGACAUUGAGACCUUGGACAUUUGCCAACCUGAUCAAAUCAAGGCGCUGGACAAGCGCUUGUCGGGCAAGAUAUUCGACGUCCUCUUUGUGAACGCUGGAACAACGAAUCGUGACCCAACCCAAAACAUCGGAGAUGUAUCAACCGAGGAUUUUAUACAUGUCAUGGUCACGAAUUCACUCAGCCCCAUGCGCGUCGUUGAAAGUCUGGCACAUCAUGUGGCUCCGAAGGGUCUUAUCGGUGUGAUGUCAUCUGGACAGGGAAGCAUCAGCAACAAUGAAACCGGUCUACGAGAGGUAUAUCGUGGCACUAAAGCCGCGCUGAACAUGUUCAUGCGAAGCUUUGCAGCUCGUCAGGGCCCAUCGCAUCCAAUGGUGGUGAUGGCUCCAGGGUGGGUCAAAACCGAGUUGGGAGGUCCUGAUGCUCGGCUUACUAUCGCAGAAAGCAUUCCCAACUUGGUGAAUGUACUCAUUGCAAAGAAAGAACGACCCGGACUUGAAUACCUCGAUUAUCUUGGUCGAACUGUGCCUUGGUGA
This is a messenger RNA of Penicillium samsonianum, 699 nucleotides long. Its product is annotated as Short-chain dehydrogenase/reductase SDR. The record is from RefSeq and is a predicted model, not a curated record. Gene Ontology annotation, molecular function: oxidoreductase activity, acting on the CH-OH group of donors, NAD or NADP as acceptor. The coding region runs from base 1 to 699 and encodes 232 amino acids. NCBI's taxonomy places the organism in Eukaryota, Fungi, Ascomycota, Eurotiomycetes, Eurotiales, Aspergillaceae. The transcript has a single exon.